This is a messenger RNA of Rotaria sp. Silwood1, 549 nucleotides long. NCBI's taxonomy places the organism in Eukaryota, Metazoa, Rotifera, Eurotatoria, Philodinida, Philodinidae. The record is from the annotation of a GenBank genome assembly.
AUGCGUCAAACAUGUCCUUUGUUUUAUGCCAUCUUGUUUUUACUUAUAGUGCUUGUUAAAGCUAAUUUUGCUGAAAGUGACCCUAGUGUCAAUCACAAUAACCGUCUGUCCGUGAGUGAAGAAAGUUUAGCAGUCGGAAAUGACAUACAACAAGCUUCUCAAGCUGCUCAAGAUUCAUCAGGUUCUGUUUCUGUGAAUGAAGUACCUACACAACCUUCACAGGCGGCCCCCACACCUACAAAUGAAGUACUGACCCAAUCUUCUCAGGCAGCUCCGAGUCCGGUAAAUGAAGUACCUGUACAACCGUCCGAAGUGACUACAACAUCUGCGAAUGAGGCACUUAUUGAACAUGUUGAGGCAGUCUUGACUGCUAACUCAAAUUUUGAAAGUGACGCUUCAUCUUCUCAAAAUGAUUCAGUGACAGAAGCUACUGCGAAUAAAACUGAAGAACUUGUUGACAUAGAAGAUGAAAAACUCGAAGAUACUGAAGAUGUACACGAAGAAGUUAGUCAUCAGAAAUAUGAAAGUUAUCGAAGCGAAGAUCUUUAA